AUGAGGGAGCAACUUUCUAAUCCAGCAGAUUCUGUUGAUUGCAUCAGAUGUCGAUGGGACCAGUGGCCAAACAGCCAGAAAUCUGAUUGUCUGCUGAAGUCUUUUGAAUACCUCUCCUAUGAUGACCCAUUUGGAACAAGUCUGAUGGUUAUCGGUGCUCUAUCCUCUUUAGUCCCUAAUUUUAUUAUAAAGCUUUUCAUUAAGCAUAAAGCCAGCCCAGUAGUAAAAGCCAACAAUUAUAACCUAAGUAUUCUUCUUCUGGUUUCCCUUUCCUUCUGUUUUCUCACCUCCUUGGCAUUCAUCGGUUAUCCACAACCUGAAAAAUGUCUCCUUCGUCAGGUUACCUUUGGCCUGGUUUUUGCCCUCUGCAUCUCUUGUAUUUUGGCUAAAACUAUCAUGGUGGUCCUUCUUUUUAUGGCCACCAAACCAGGCAGCAGUUUGAAGAAAUGGACCAAUCCACGUGUAUCCUACGUGAUAAUUUUGAUAGGAUUUUUGCUACAAAUCAUCUUGUGCACAGCCUGGUUAUCCUUGGAACCUCCAUUUCCACAAUACAGUACACAGAUUCAAUCCAUAGUCAUCAUUAUUGAGUGCAACGAAGGCUCUUCCAUUGCUUUAUGGAUCAUGUUGGGUUACCUCUUUGUCCUGGCCACCAUUAGUUUUAUUGUGGCCUUUUUGGCUCGGAGGCUUCCUGACAGUUUCAACGAGGCUCAGUAUAUUACCUUCAGCAUGCUGGCCUUCCUUAGUGUCUGGACCUCUUAUAUCCCAGCGUCCCUCAGUGCUCAGGGCAAAUAUACUGUGACAAUGGAGAUAUUUGCUAUCUUGGCUUCCAGUUGGGCUGUGCUGAUCUGUAUGUUUUUGCCAAAAUGCUUUAUCAUAAUAUUUAGACCUAAUCUAAACUCUAAAGAGUAUAUAAUGAGGAAAAACAUACUGAGAUGAGAACAAGAAAACACAAACUUAAGAAAAAAAUGACUUGCAAUGAACCAAGAAUACAGUAUAUUCCAUACACAGAAUCAGCGAUACAUCAACUGACUGUAUUUUCCCGUUUCCUUUUUCUUUAUGGACUCAUGGUAUUAUUUUUUUCACCAUCAAUGUCUGUAUUACAAUGCUUGGAUGUGUUUAAUUAAUGAAUAUUUAACUUUCCAAUGCUGAUUUGAAUGAUAUUCCUGUUAGGUAGUAAACUCAUGACUUAUUUCCCUUGGUAUAUCCAGUAGCAAGAUAUCUUUUUUCUUGCUCUGUUUCCUUCAAUCUCAGAGUUUUGGAUAUUUACAUACAUUUUGGGGUGUUUUCUCUACUUGUCAUAAUUGUGUAACUUCAAGUGGCAAACCUGGGAACCCAUACGCAGAGGUCGUAUUGCACUUCCUAUGUCUGGUUGGAUGGGAUAACUGAUAAACAACAAAGUCUUACCACAAAUUCUAUCAAUUAGAGUUAGGUCUUGGCUUCCAAUGGGCCAUUAGUUCCAAACCAUUGC
Molecule: messenger RNA, 1468 nt
Organism: Rana temporaria (common frog)
Lineage: Eukaryota; Metazoa; Chordata; Amphibia; Anura; Ranidae
Product: vomeronasal type-2 receptor 26-like
Exons: 2
Coding region: 1-936 (311 amino acids)
Biological process (GO): G protein-coupled receptor signaling pathway
Cellular component (GO): membrane
Molecular function (GO): G protein-coupled receptor activity
Source: RefSeq, a predicted model, not a curated record